This is a messenger RNA of Branchiostoma floridae (Florida lancelet), 1826 nucleotides long. RefSeq lists its product as uncharacterized. Gene Ontology annotation, cellular component: lysosome. The coding region runs from base 1 to 1350 and encodes 449 amino acids. The record is from RefSeq and is a predicted model, not a curated record. The transcript is spliced from 10 exons. NCBI's taxonomy places the organism in Eukaryota, Metazoa, Chordata, Leptocardii, Amphioxiformes, Branchiostomatidae. Gene Ontology annotation, biological process: sphingolipid metabolic process.
AUGUAUUUUCUACCCUCUACAGUGAGCGAUGAGUGGAAGCAGGUCGCGACUCACGAGAAUGGCCUACCCUACAACCCACUGGGCUCGCCCAUGUUCGUGGCACCACGUCCGACCGACCAACAUGCCAUCAACCUCAUGUGCAGCUUCAUCCAGGAAAAACCUUUGCUGCCGAAUGUCGAACAUGACGAUGAGGACGUGACCACGCCCAACUGGGAUCGUCUGUACGCUGACCGCUCCGAGGACGUGAACGAGUGUUGUGAGAAGGAAGGAGAUGAGCAGGAGCUGUGCAUUGAGAAGCUCCGUCAGAAGAACGUUGACCAGUACUGUUACUUCUGGGCCCACUCCAUGGAAGACGCCCUGGGCCUGCACGAGCCUUGCUGUGAGGAGGCCGGAGAAGCACGCGUCCAGUGCAUAGACCAGGCUCGCUACGGCUUCGACAGCGAUAUCCAUGAGACAGACAGGACUAUUGAGAUGAUGCACGUUCCCUUGAUGCAAACGCUCAAACGGCUGUCUAAGCAGGGCAUUUCGAGGCCUGCUCCGUUCGACCACAAGUUCUGCACUUGGGCAAAGCAGCAGCCUGACCUGACGACUCCUUUCGACGAGGCCACCCUCCAGAGGAUGGACCCGAUACAGAAGAACAGUGAGGCUACCCGCACACUCACCAGCUGCUGUUACAUCAGCGACGAUGAGCCCACCAUCGACCAGUGCAUGAGCAGCGUGAGGGAGAAGGUGCUGGACGAGCUGUGUUGGGAGCAGGAAGUCGUGGAAACUGGCUUGCCUCUCAUUGAUGCCUCAGUCGUCAGUGAGUUCCCGGCCGGCCUGAAUACCAUCAUGUCUUACAAGGACGACAUCCCGGCCCAUCCCUGUUGCCACAAGAGCCACACCAACCGUUACUCCUGCUUCUCCCAGGAGUGGUUUGGGUUUGAGGCCCACAGGGACACGUACGACCACACUGCCGAGAUUGCUCAGUACAAGGAGAAGUUUGCCCAGUUGGAAUCCAAGAUUGUUGCACUUGCCCAAGAGAUGGGCCAGACGGAGAUCUGUGAAUUCUGUAAGAGGACCGUCUUCGAUGUGUAUGGUAUGCUGAGAAAGAAUGCCACCGAGGAAGACAUCAUUGAAUAUUUGAACCAAAAGUGUAGCCAAUUACCCAGCGGUCUCCGUGGCCAGUGCACAACAAUUGUGAAGGAGUCCGGAUCUGACAUAAUUAAGAUGCUGAUGGAUGGUGUUCACCCCGACUUCAUCUGUGAGGAAAUCAAGCUGUGUGUCAGCUCCAACGCUGCUAGGCUUGCGAAGGGUGGACAUAGCAAGCGUGCCUGUGACAAGUGGUAUGGAGGUACAGUUCUGCCCUAGUAGGCUCCCAAUGGACGCAGAACGACGCGGGGUGCAGUGGCGACUGUUACUGGACUGAGAAAACUAAGGAGAGAACCACGUGACCUUAACUGCAAUGUUUGUCAUAACCUCCUUAACAUAACAUAACCCAAGUGGCAUGAUUUACCUUCAACUGAAAGGGACUAAUUUUCUUGUUUAGGAAUGAUGCAAAUACAAGACGAUAUGUAUAGUUUACCUGAUACGACAAAUUCAUUCUACAUUUCUUGUUGGGUAACUAUUUCUACAUUUAUGUUUGGAACAACUGCGUAACAUGGCACUUGUUAGGAACGAAAUGUAGCGCAUCUUAGAUAACUACUUUUUACUUGCACUUUCUUUAUGAAUCACAAUAUUAUUAUGUAUUCAAAUAACUGCUUUGUAGUGACGAGAAAGUCUGUAUGAUAACAUAGCACUAGAACUGUAGAUAAUCACUUACUAAUAAACCUCAUACCUCCAUGAAA